CUAUAUAUAUUUGUGGAAUCUCAGUUGUCUUCCUCUGUGAAGAAAAUCAAUUACAUUCGUAUUCCCUUUUCAAAUCAACAACAGAGAAAGAAAAGAGAGAGAGAGAGAGAGAGUAAGGUUAAUAGUGUUUUUGAAAUGGAAAACAACACAGUGAAGAAACAACUUCCUAAGAAAAACUUGUGGAAACCAGAAGAGGACUUGAUCCUAAAAAACUAUGUGGAAACUCAUGGUGAAGGAAACUGGCAAACUGUGUCCCAGCAAACAGGUUUGAUGAGAGGUGGAAAGAGCUGCAGAUUAAGAUGGAAAAAUUACCUCAGACCAAAUAUAAAACGUGGAGGAAUGUCUCAAGAAGAAGAAGACCUUAUUAUCCGAAUGCAUAAGCUUUUAGGAAACCGAUGGUCACUGAUUGCUGGAAGGCUUCCUGGAAGAACCGACAAUGAAGUGAAGAACUAUUGGAAUACCCAUUUGAACAAGAGCACAUCUCCAAUGAGGAAAAGAAAACGUGUGAACAACACCAAUGACCCUCAAAACGACACAAAAAGCACUGAAACGACAAACAAAAAGAGCAAAAUCCAAGACCCUCAUAAUCCCAUGAUCAGCAACGACACCCAAAAAAUCUCCAUUGAGGAAACCGAAAUGGAAGAGAAGAAAAAGGAGGAAAAAAAUGGUCUUAUGGAUGACGCAAAAAGCUUCAACUACAAAAUAGAAUAUCCCAUUAUGGCUACAAACAGCUCCACUUUUGUCUUCGACGACGAGCCUUUCAUAAGUUGCACGAAUUCCUUUGUUUAUUUUGAAGCGUUUGGAUACACUGCAGGAGUGGAGAAUCAUGCAGAGAUAGGAAGGCAAUCAAUCUUUCCAUAAUGUAUCUUUUCAAGAGAAAGUAGUUUUAUUAUAGGGACUAGUGUACAAAAUAAUCAAAGCUACUUUCCGGGGCCCGACCAUCACUCGUGGAGAAUUCUUGUCGUUUGGGUAAGUGAAUACAAGUCUCACUAGGCUAAGUAGAAGAUGGUGUGGCUACUACUCGUUAUGUACUUGUGAACCCAACAUUUAGGGGUAGGAAGGAGUUUCUAAGUAGUUAAAAUUUGAAAACACUGCAUGAUCGCAGCACUUUGUGCUUUUUUCUCCCCUUUAGCUUUAGCACCUUGUGCUUUAUCCUGCAAUGUCGACGGAUAGCAUUAUGAAGUUUAGUUUUUUGUCCACAUGUAGUUUGGACGUAAGUGUUUUCAUUAUAUUAAAUCUAUAUUAUAUAUCCUUUAUUUAUUGAAACAAGGGUCCUAAUCUCCUAGCAAAUCUUGUUCAGAU
Messenger RNA from Humulus lupulus (European hop), 1302 nucleotides. RefSeq names its product transcription factor MYB114. Bases 136 to 861 code for a protein of 241 amino acids. The record is from RefSeq and is a predicted model, not a curated record. Lineage: Eukaryota; Viridiplantae; Streptophyta; Magnoliopsida; Rosales; Cannabaceae. The transcript is spliced from 3 exons.